This is a messenger RNA of Hydra vulgaris (swiftwater hydra), 571 nucleotides long. NCBI's taxonomy places the organism in Eukaryota, Metazoa, Cnidaria, Hydrozoa, Anthoathecata, Hydridae. The record is from RefSeq and is a predicted model, not a curated record.
GUUUGAUGCAUGUCUUCUGCAAGUUGUUCCAAAUGAAGACAGUUGUUAACAAACUAUAAACAGUUUAAGACACGCAAUGAAAGUUAAAAAGUUUGGUGCACAGAGAUUAAUGAAGUGCAUCAAGUUCAGAGUUCGUCCUAAUAAACGUACACCUUUGCAACCGUUAGAAAACCUAACCAGUGUAACUGACUCUGAUGCCUUUACAGCGCUGUUUCUUAAACCACUGACUGUUAAAUGUAGUGAGCCGCUAUCUCCACUUUGUUUUCCACCUUUAAUUCUAAUGCAUAUAUCUACCCCUAUUUCUUCUAAGCAACAUGUUGAUAAAAACCAAUCAAAAAUUUCACCUCCUAACAUUUCAAAUUCUUGUAAAUCAAUAAAAGGCAAAGUGUCAGAAUCAGUGUCAGUUGGUCCAAAAAAAAUACGAACAAAUAAUACUCAUGCAGUGCUUAAUGAGCUCAACGUACUUUGCAAUGAUGCAGGCAUUGAUUCAGACACAGUAAAAGCUGUUAGAUAUGGUCAAGCUGUCAUUUUGCAAAAAUUAGCUAUAUAUCACAACGGCUGGACGGCUUGA